CUCUGCAACUCUGCAAAUUUCAACCGGCUUGAAAAAUGUCUUCGCCUGCACCCCCAAAGUCGCCUGAAUUAUCAGACAAAAGUAAAAAAUAUGAUAGACAAAUCAGACUUUGGGGUGACCACGGACAGGCAUUUUUGGAGGCGGCUACAAUUUGCCUGGUCAAUGUGACUGCGGUGGGCUGCGAGGCAGCAAAGGGACUCAUCUUACCGGGCAUUGGUGGCUUCACAGUUGCCGAUGGGAGCACAGUGAAGGAGGAGGAUCUCGGCAACAACUUCUUUCUAGAUUCUAGUUAUUUGGGCAAAUCGAAGGCCCUUGCCUGCAAACAGCUGUUGCAGGAGCUGAACACGGAUGUCAAUGGUGAUUACGUAGACGAGAGCGUUGACUAUAUUCUGGCAAACCGUCCAAAUUUCUUUGACAGUUUUGAUUUGGUAAUAGCCUCGAAUCUGAAUGAGCAAUCAUUGCUGCAGCUGGCAAACCGCUUAUGGGAGUCCAAUGUGCCGCUUGUUUAUUGUCGCUCCCUGGGCAUGCUAGGCUCCAUACGUCUGCAACUGAAGGAACACUGCAUUGUUGAGGCUCAUCCUGACAAUCGUCAGUUCGAUUUGCGUUUAGAGCAGCCAUUUCAUGCUUUGCGCGAGCAUUUGGAAGCUACAGAGGUCACCAGCAAAAUGCCCUGGCUAGUGGUUCUGUACAAAUUCAUAAAAAUCUGGCAAAAGGAACAGGAAGAUGGGCGCCUGGCGCCCAGCAACUACAAGGAAAAGACAAAUCUUCGCGAGGCAAUCAGAGCUGAAAUGAAGAAGGACGAGGAAAACUACGAGGAGGCUAUGAAGGCGGUAAACACAUCAUUUGGCGCCGGCCUGGUGCCCAGCUCUCUCAAGGCCAUAUUCGAAGACGACGCUUGUGAGCAGCUGCACAAAAAGAGCGAUAUCUUUUGGAUUAUGGCCAAGGCACUUAAGCAUUUCGUUGUGGAGGAAAACAAGGGCUAUUUGCCGCUGCCGGGAGUACUGCCCGAUAUGACCGCUAGCACGGACUCUUACAUAACCCUGCAGCACAUCUAUCGCCAGCAGGCCUUGCAUGAUGCCGAUCAGGUGUACCACAAGUGCCAACACUACCUCAAGCAGUUGUCCCUGCCGGCGGACAGCAUAGAUGAGCGCACUGUGCGUUUACUUUGCCGCGAGGCUGCCGGUAUGUUUGUCCUACGUGGCACACGCAUCGCCGAUGAGUACGAGAAGAACUGUCGGCUCUUGCCGCUGGUAGAGGAGAACGAGCUGCAGGGUACCUUAACCGUCUACAAUUUUGCACUGCGUGCCUAUGAGCGUUUUCUGAGCGAGUGCGGCAGUAUUCCCGGUGAGUGCGCUGUCGAGCAGGACAUUGGCCGUCUGAAGAGCAUUACCAGCAAAAUGCUGAACGACUUGGGCCUACAUGCGACCAUUAGCGACGAUGUGCUGCACGAGAUUUGUCGCUACGGCGGCGCCGAGCUGCAUGCUGUGUCCGCUUUUAUUGGAGGCUGUGCUGCGCAGGAGGUGAUCAAGAUAAUAACCAAACAAUAUAAACCAAUUGAUAAUACCUUUAUCUAUAAUGCUAUUAGCACUGAAAGUGUAACGUUGAAGUUGUAAAACAAUUCCUUAUAAUACAAUUAUAAAACAAUACUCACUGGUUUU
Drosophila grimshawi is the source of this 1658-nucleotide messenger RNA. RefSeq names its product nedd8-activating enzyme E1 regulatory subunit (gene APP-BP1). Gene Ontology annotation, biological process: protein neddylation; DNA damage response; protein ubiquitination. The record is from RefSeq and is a predicted model, not a curated record. Gene Ontology annotation, molecular function: NEDD8 activating enzyme activity; ubiquitin activating enzyme activity. The coding region runs from base 36 to 1613 and encodes 525 amino acids. NCBI's taxonomy places the organism in Eukaryota, Metazoa, Arthropoda, Insecta, Diptera, Drosophilidae. The transcript is spliced from 6 exons. Gene Ontology annotation, cellular component: cytoplasm; nucleus.